AUCAAACUCACUUGAUUCCAAACGUGUGUCCAUGCAGAGUGACUGUUCUAAAGACAACAUAUUAACAUUUAAAGGGAAACGCACAUCAACUGAUCUGAGGCAUGUGUCCAUGAACAGUGACCGUUCUAAAGACAACAUAAUAACAUUUGAAGAAAAACACAUAUCAACAGAUCUGAGUCAAUUUUACAGGCAGAGAUCAAACGCAACGAAGCACAGCUGUGUGUCCAUGAAGAGUGAAGCAUCUAUGGGAAGUGACUCUCAACUGGCCCAAAGCACAAUCAAAUCAAAUCUGGUGAAGAAGUUUGAGUGUCUGUAUGAAGGAACAUCAAAGCAGGGAAACCCAACACUCCUGAAUGAGAUCUACACAGAGCUCUACAUCACCGAGAGUGAGAGUGGAGAGAUCAGUAAUGAGCAUGAGGUGAGACAGAUUGAGACACAAUCCAGGAGAGCAGCAACAGAGGACACAGCCAUCAAAUGCAAUGAGAUCUUUAGACCUUUACCUGGUAAAGACAAAGCCAUCAGAACUGUGCUGACAAAGGGAGUCGCUGGCAUUGGAAAAACAGUGUCUGUGCAGAAGUUCAUUGUGGACUGGGCUGAAGGGAAAGAGGAUCAGGACGUCCAGCUCAUAUUUCCACUGCCUUUCAGAGAGCUCAACUUGAUGAAGGACAAAACACUCAGUCUUUCAGAUAUUCUUCAUAUCUUUUUCCCUGAAACCAAAGAAAUAGAAAUAUCCAGUGAUGAAUAUAAAGUGUUGUUCAUUUUUGAUGGUCUGGAUGAGUGUCGUCUGUCUCUGGAUUUUCAGAGCGAUGUGAGGUUGUGUGAUGUAAGUGAAUCAGUGUCAGUGGAUGUGCUGCUGAUGAACCUCAUUGUGGGGAACCUGCUUCCCUCUGCUCUCAUCUGGAUCACCUCCAGACCAGCAGCAGCUGAUCUCAUUCCCUCUGAGUGUGUCCAUCGAGUGACAGAGGUACGAGGCUUCAAUGAUCAACAGAAGGAGGAGUACUUCAGGAAGAGAAUCAGAGAUCAGAGUCUGGCCAAUACAAUCAUCUCACACCUGAAGUCUUCGAGGAGCCUCCACAUUAUGUGCCACAUCCCAGUGUUCUGCUGGGUCUCAGCCACUGUUCUAGAGAAGAUGUUGAGUCAAGCAGAGAGUGGAGAGAUUCCCAAGACUCUCACUCAAAUGUACACACACUUCUUGAUCAUUCAGACCAACAUCAGACAUGAGAAGGACUAUGAGAAGAAAGUCAAAGAUGAAGAUAUGAUCCUCAAACUGGGGAAACUGGCUUUUCAGCAGCUUGUGAAAGGCAACCUGAUCUUCUAUGAGGAAGACCUGAGAGAGUGUGGCAUUGAUGUGACAGAAGCAUCAGUGUACUCAGGAUUGUGCACUCAGAUCUUCAGAGAGGAGUUUGGAUUGUUUCAGGGGAAAGUCUUCUGCUUUGUUCAUCUGAGCAUCCAAGAACAUCUAGCAGCACUAUAUGCACAUCUGUUCCUUAUGAAAAAAAACAGAAAUGUGUUUAUUACUCUGUCUUCUAGUCCUUUGAAGCAUUUAAAGAAGGCUUUACAUGUUUCAUUAUCUGAGCUGCAUCAGAGAGCUGUGAAAAAGGCCUUCAAGAGUAAAAAUGGACAUCUGGACCUUUUCUUGCGUUUUCUUCUGGGUCUCUCAUUGGAGUCCAAUCAGACUCUCUUACGAGAACUACCGACACAGACAGGAAGCUGCUCCUACAACAAAGAGGAAACAGUUGAGUACAUCAAGCAGAAGAUCAGGAGGAAUCUCUCUCCAGAGAGAUCCAUCAAUCUGUUCCACUGUCUGAAUGAACUGGGUGAUGAUUCACUGAUGCAGGAGAUUCAAGAUUAUCUGAAAUCUGGAAAAAUAAGAGAAACCAAACUCUCCUCUUCACAGUGGUCAGCUCUGGUUUAUGUGUUGCUGACAUCAGAGCAGAGGAUGGAUGUUUUCAAACUAAAACUGUUUAUUGGAUCCCAAAAUACAGCAGAUGAAGUUCUUCAGAAGCUGCUGCCUGUGGUUAAAGAAUCCAAAUUAGUUCAGUUGAUGGAUUGUGGUGUUACAGAUGAAGGUUGUGGUGCUUUGGCUUCAGCUCUGAAAUCAAACCCCUCACACAUGAGAAAUAUGAAUCUGUCACUGAAUAAACUAGGAGCAUCAGGAGUGAAGCUGCUCUCUGAUGGACUGAAGGAUCCUCACUGUAAGCUGGAAAAACUGAGGUUGGGUAAGUGUGGAGUCACAGAUGAAGGUUGUGCUGCUCUGGCUUCAGCUCUGAGAUCAAACCCCUCACACCUCAGAGAACUGGAUCUGUCUCUGAAUAAACUAGGAGACUCAGGACUGAAGCUGCUCUCUGAUGGACUGAAGGAUCCUCACUUUAAACUGGAAACACUGCGGUUGAGUGAGUGUGGAGUCACAGAUGAAGGUUGUGCUGUUCUGGCUUCAGCUCUGAGAUCAAACCCCUCACACCUGAGACAACUAGAUCUGUCAAUGAAUAAAUUUAGAGCGUCAGGACUGAAUCUGCUCUCUGAUCUACUGAAAGAUCCUCCCUGUAAACUGGAGAUACUGCGGUUCAGGGAUUGUGGUGUCACAUAUGAAGGUUGUGCUGCUCUGGCUUCAGCUCUGAGAUCAGACCCCUCACACCUGAGAGAACUGGAUCUGACUGGAAAUAAAUUAAGAGACUCAGAUGUGAAGCUGCUCUCUGAUCUGAAGGAUAAUCCACAUUAUAAAUUGGAAACGCUUAAGUUUUAGAUGUUAGUCUGACCUUCUCUGGAUCAGCUGAUGGUGAAUAAAGAGACACUACAGACAGACAUCACAUUCAACAGAAUCAACAGACACAAACCCAUAGCGAUCAUCACACACGUGUUUGUGUAACUUUCCAGAAUCAUCCGAUUGUUAAUUCAAAGUCAAACAAUGAAACCUGAAACCUAUUUAUUCUUAUAAAC
This is a messenger RNA of Sinocyclocheilus anshuiensis, 2937 nucleotides long. Its product is annotated as protein NLRC3-like. The transcript has 9 exons. The record is from RefSeq and is a predicted model, not a curated record. Gene Ontology annotation, molecular function: protein binding. Bases 32 to 2743 code for a protein of 903 amino acids. Lineage: Eukaryota; Metazoa; Chordata; Actinopteri; Cypriniformes; Cyprinidae.